Raphanus sativus (radish) is the source of this 1340-nucleotide messenger RNA. RefSeq names its product probable 20S rRNA accumulation protein 4. Gene Ontology annotation, cellular component: cytoplasm. The record is from RefSeq and is a predicted model, not a curated record. NCBI's taxonomy places the organism in Eukaryota, Viridiplantae, Streptophyta, Magnoliopsida, Brassicales, Brassicaceae. The transcript has 5 exons. Bases 67 to 1212 code for a protein of 381 amino acids.
UUAUUCUCUCCAUCUCUCGAAGAGAUCUCUCUGUUCUUCUGCUUUGGUCGGAGAAGUGUUAUCACCAUGGUCGGAAUUCUCCUGGGUUUGCCUGGACAGUGGGCAGAAGAUGAGCUCGAGUCUUCUGAUCACUACACAACUAAAAUCGGAGGUCUUCCGGAUUGGCCGCCAUUACCAGAUGAUGUAAUGAGAGCAGAGCUACUCAAUUGUACUUCAUGUGGAAGUAAACUCUCUCUCGUAGCUCAGGUUUACGCCCCAAUCUCAACUGAAAACUCGGAACGUACUCUCUAUAUAUUCGGUUGCUUGAUGAUGCCUAAAUGUGGAGCUUCUGAACAAAGCUGGAGAGCUUUAAGCGUUCAGAAAGCUGUAAAGGAGAAAGAAUCUAUUGAAACAGAGGAUCUUCCUGUUGCUUCACCUAAGGAUACACCUUCUAAACCUCAUUGGCUAGACGAUGGUGAUGAUGAUGAUGAUGAAGAUUUUGAUUUUGAGAGUUUAGCUAAAGCCAUUGCGGAAGCUGCUACCACCGUUGCAUCCAACUCUAAGAAACCUAAGAGCAAACCAAGCGGCAGUACUAGCACAGGGACUAAAGCAAAGCCUUCGCCUUUGAAAUCUGAAACAAGAGUUGUGGAUCAGGUUAAAGUCGAGACUGGCGCGGUUCUUCCCUGCUUCUACAUUUAUACAAAGGAGGAGAAAGUCUCAAUAAAAGAUGUGGAUCGUGUCUCCGUGAGUUAUUCGUCUAUGUCCAUUAAGGAUAAAGAAACCAGCGAGAAGAAGGACGAGAGUGAAGCUGAAGAAGCUUGGGAGGAUGAGAAGUAUGAAUAUGACAAAGCCUUGAAUGCAGAUAGGACUUACCUUAAGUUCCAAAAACGACUAGAUGCAAACUCUGAGCAAUGUUUCAGGUACUCAUAUGGAGGUAAACCAUUACUGGCCACGGAAGACCUGAAGUCUCCUGAGAAGUGCAGGCGCUGCGACUCUCCGAUGGUGUUUGAGAUGCAACUCAUGUCUCCUUUGAUUUAUUUUCUGCAUGAGGCUGUUGUUGAUGAAGGGCUCAAGCAGUCAUUGGAUAACUGGGACUGGAUGACACUUAUUGUCUACACUUGUUCCAAGAGCUGUGCAACGUCUGUGACUGGGGAUUGGAUUGUUGCUGAGGGGUGUAUAGCAGUACAGAAAGAGAAGCCAAUGAAUCUUGAUCAUGCUAGUUUCUUCAAAUGAAGUGAUGCUUUGAUUGGCUGAGAAGAUGUGGUUGUGUGUUUUUCUUUGUUUAAACAUAUACGAGACAAAAACGAAUCUUUUUUUUUCUGUGUAAUGACUAAUUAAUAUUGGAUUGUUUUCGAUUAAAA